Molecule: messenger RNA, 943 nt
Organism: Struthio camelus australis
Lineage: Eukaryota; Metazoa; Chordata; Aves; Struthioniformes; Struthionidae
Source: RefSeq, a predicted model, not a curated record
UCUCAACGCAUCACUUGUAGGUACACUGGACACUAUUUUAUAACCACUUUACUCUACUCGUUUUUCCUGGGUUGCUUUGGAGUGGAUCGGUUCUGUCUGGGCCACACGGGGACGGCCGUGGGAAAGCUGCUGACGCUCGGAGGACUUGGCAUCUGGUGGUUUGUUGACCUGAUUCUUCUCAUUACUGGUGGGCUGAUGCCUAGUGAUGGCAGCAACUGGUGCACAGUUUAUUGACAGGAGCGAAGGCAACUUCUGAGAGCUGAUCCCAAAGGAAGCAAAGUGUCUCUGCAGGACUGGAGACAGACUUCUGCAUCUGUUCUGUAGCAUCGGUACAGACUUCUCUUGGGGGCUUCUACCAUAUACAAAUAUGGAUUUACAAAGCUGUAUAUUAAUUUGCAGAGCAAUUAUUCUUGCUAACUCUUCUGUGCGUAUCUUGGAUUUAAUUUACCUAUUGAACAUUUCUGUGCAUCUUACUUGCUUAAAAUAAUCGGGAAUUUUUCCCCUUCAGCGGGUAACACUGUAAAAAUUAGACCUUGCAACCACAAAUAAAUCUUAAAGUGUGGAAAGAGAGCUGUUACUGAACUUAGUUUCUGUAAUGGUUUGAGCAUAUGACUUCACGUAUUUUCAAUAUUAGACUUCAUGCAGCUAAAUAAGAGAUGCAGUUGGAGGUGGAAGGCAGGCCACUAGCCUGUGGUUUUGUGUUACUAGACUAAACAAACCUUUAAAAAGGUCUGUAACUUAACAGUGUUAUAGAGCCUCUGUGGCAAAAUGAUAAGCUCUAAUUCUAAGUCGUUUGCUUAAGAUGAUAUUCACUAGCUCCACUGAAAGCAGGGAAGCUGGAUUAGAUUGUUUAGUAUAGGCUGCAUCCUUUUGGAGAACAAAUGUCCACUCUUUCCAGGCUGGCACAGCGCAGCAAAUAAAGCAGCAACUCCAGCUUCAUGAA